AUGGCAAAAGAUAAAAAGAUCAAGAAUGCUUUCAAGCGAUCUGAGCAACAUCGUAAAACGAAGAGGGAAAAGGAACAAGCUAAAUUAGCUCGUCGUAUGGAGGUCAAGAAGGCAGAGAAAGACAAGGAAAAUGGUGCAGCUUUGAAGGCUGAAAGAUUGGCUAAAAACGUCCCUAGAACAUUGGACAACUCUCGUCAAUUCGACGCUACUUCUUACCUCACCGCCGAUCCAGCUACUUUACGAGAUCUGGAGGAAAAAGCAGCCAGGGCAAGUAGAAUGAUCAAUGGCGAGGAGCCAGAGGAGGAAGAAGAUGAAGAAAGUGAUGGUGAUAAUGGUGAGGAUGAUGGAGAUGAAGACGAGGAAAUGCCGGAAGCUGGACCUUCAAAUCCCAAAACACAUCGAUCAAAGGAAAAAGAGAAUGGUGAUGUAGAUGAAGAAGAAGAGGGUGAAGACGCAGAUAUAGCGGAAGAAGCUGGAGCUGGUGAAGAAGAAGAAGGAGAUCAACUAGAAAUCAUACCUGAUCAACCUCAACUUCCACCAAAAAUACUUAUCACAACUUCCGCAUCGCCAUGUAAAAUGACAUAUAACUUCUGUGAUGACUUGAAAAAUGUAUUCCCUGGCGGUGAAUUCUUCAAGAGACCUAGAGGUAGAGGAUACGAAAUUGGUCGAUUAGCCAGAUGGGCAGCUAAACGAGGAUAUCAAGCGUUCAUAGUCGUGAACGAAGAUCACAAGGCGCCUAAUGCUAUAACGCUGAUCAACCUUCCUGCUGGACCGACGGCGUACUUCAGACUCAGUAGCGUUAUCUCCAGUUCUCAAAUCUACGGUCAUGCUCGUCCAUCGCCUCAUUCCCCGGAACUUAUCCUGAACAAUUUCACAACUCUACUUGGUCACAGUGUUGGUAGAUUGUUCGGAUCACUCUUCCCUCCUCAACCCCAAUUUAGAGGAAGACAAGUUGUGACACUGCAUAACCAACGUGACUUCUUGUUCUUCAGGCGUCAUCGAUACAUGUUCACCUCUCCCACGUCUGCCAAGUUGCAAGAGAUUGGACCACGAUUCACCCUUAAAUUGAGAUGGCUUCGUAAAGGUUUACCAUCAGUCACAGCUCCUGACGGUCGCGCACCUGCAGGAGAGAAUGAUGAUGAGGAAGUUGACGUUUCGUCAGAUGAGGAAGUUGAUGCAGCUGAUUUAGCAGCAAAGGAGAAGAAAGACGAGGAUGAAGCUAUGGCUGAGAUGAGUAUGCCCGAUAAGCAAAAGAAGAGUAAGGAUGCAGGAAUCAAGGUUCCCGGAUUGGCAGAGGAAGGUGAAUACGAAUGGAAAUGGAAGCCCAAGAUGGAAGUUUCGAGACGAACUUUCUUCUUGUGA
Messenger RNA from Kwoniella shivajii, 1362 nucleotides. RefSeq lists its product as uncharacterized. The coding region runs from base 1 to 1362 and encodes 453 amino acids. Gene Ontology annotation, biological process: maturation of LSU-rRNA; maturation of 5.8S rRNA. NCBI's taxonomy places the organism in Eukaryota, Fungi, Basidiomycota, Tremellomycetes, Tremellales, Cryptococcaceae. Gene Ontology annotation, cellular component: preribosome, large subunit precursor; nucleolus. The record is from RefSeq and is a predicted model, not a curated record. Gene Ontology annotation, molecular function: rRNA primary transcript binding. The transcript is spliced from 7 exons.